Molecule: messenger RNA, 878 nt
Organism: Physella acuta
Lineage: Eukaryota; Metazoa; Mollusca; Gastropoda; Physidae
Product: ras-related protein Rab-22A
Molecular function (GO): GTP binding; GTPase activity
Source: RefSeq, a predicted model, not a curated record
AUGUUGAUUAACCAUAGUCCUUAGUGUAGCUUAUCAGCUGUGAUAUUUGUGUUAGAUAACCGAUCGAGCUUCUUUAGUAUCUGUCUAACCAUAUCGUUUUAGUGUCUGAUAAUUUGUUAAAUAUAAUAUUUCUAGCCUAAAGGAAGCGGAAAUGAACGAUCUAAACAUGAAAUCGUUGGAGGCUAAGGUGGUGGUCUUGGGCUCACAAGGUGUGGGCAAGACGAGUGUUGUCAUCCGCUAUGUUGGAGGAAUGUUCAGUAAAGCUGUUAGCCCCACUAUUGGAGCCUCAUUCUUCACAUACAAACUCACACUAGAACAGUACAGGGUCAAGCUUCAGGUCUGGGAUACAGCUGGUCAAGAGAGGUUCAGGUCAAUGGCCCCUAUGUACUACAGAAAAGCCAAUGCGGCCAUGCUUGUCUAUGACAUCACAUCAUUAGAAAGUUUCUAUGACAUUAAAGAUUGGGUCAAAGAGUUAAAGAAAAAUGUUGACACACCUAUUGUUCUCUGUCUUUUGGGUAACAAGAGUGACCUUGAAAGUGGGAGAAAGGUCAGCAAAGAAGAUGCUGCAGAAUAUGCCUCUUCUAUAGACGCCAUUUUCUUUGAGACUUCAGCUCUAAAAAACACAGGUAUCGAGGAUGCUUUUCUCCAAGUGUCCAAGCAGUUGAUUCACCUGUACGAGACGGUGCCAAACAGUGGGAUGGGGUCUCUGGUCUCGCAACAGGCGCCUGACAUGUAUGCUCCUGACCACGCCCUCAAGCUGCCAGAGAGGAAUGAGCCGGCGGUCAGUCGACCACAGGACUCUGCUUGCGGCUGCUGAGUGGGGUCAAGGUUGUACAUAAUCUUGGGGGUGGGUGUAGUGUGUCGUGCUGGGAGUGUGU